CCUCCGUUCUAUACAUCGUCAUUCGUCCGACUAUACUGCCGAUAUAGUGUUGUAAAAGCCCUCAUAAUGUUUCCAUCUGAAGGGGAUAUUGCUCGCGCUUUCGCUUCCCAAAGCCCUCUGGGCCAGUCUCAGCAGACCCAACAGCCGGAAGCUGCGGGCUUGAAGAGACGCCAGCCGUUCCCCGCCUGGAACGUUGUCGAGGACAUCGAAAAGAAGGCCGAUGCUAUCGCUAAGGAAGCGAGCCGAGAGUUCGAUAUUGCGAGUCAGAAAGCUCAAGCCAAGACCGGCAAGAUUGAGCCAUGGACUCCUAAGUACUAUGCUGCUUGCACGGUUGGAGGAAUGCUUGCUUGCGGUCUCACCCACACCGCUGUGACGCCUCUGGAUUUGAUCAAAUGCCGCCGUCAGGUCGAUCCUCUGCUGUACAAGAGUAAUGCAGAGGCAUUCCGUACAAUUCGCGGUGCAGAGGGUCUCCGCGGUGUUUUCACCGGUUGGGGUCCCACUUUCUUUGGAUACAGUGCCCAAGGAGCGUUCAAAUAUGGUGGUUAUGAGUUCUUCAAGAAGUUUUACAGCGACCUUGUCGGGGCUGAGAACGCAGCACGGUGGAAGACAUCUCUGUACUUGACCGCCAGUGCGUCGGCGGAGCUUAUCGCUGAUGUCGCCCUGUGUCCGUUCGAGGCCGUCAAGGUGCGCAUGCAGACGACUAUCCCACCUGAUAUUCGAUCAACAUUUACUGGUAUCUCUAGCGUGGUUAAUAAGGAAGGUGUGGCCGGCCUGUACAAGGGCCUCUACCCUCUCUGGGGUCGACAGAUCCCUUACACCAUGAUGAAGUUUGCGUCUUUCGAAACAAUCGUCGAGAUGAUCUAUAACUCCCUGCCGGGUCAAAAGUCUGACUACAACAAGGGUGCGCAGACUGCUGUUGCCUUCACCGGUGGUUACCUGGCUGGUAUCCUUUGCGCCGUCGUGUCGCACCCAGCAGAUGUCAUGGUCAGUAAGUUGAAUGCGAACCGCCAGGCCGGAGAGGCAUUUGGAGCGGCGAUGAGCCGGAUCUACAAGGACAUUGGCUUCGGAGGUCUCUGGAACGGCCUUCCCGUCCGUAUCGUCAUGAUCGGCACCUUGACCGGACUGCAGUGGAUGAUGUAUGUGUUACUUCAGAUCUCCAGUAUGCCCCUCUUAAUAGACAGCGGCUGACGUUCUGCAGUUACGACUCGUUCAAGAUCUUCAUGGGUCUUCCCACGACUGGCGGUGGC
Aspergillus vadensis CBS 113365 is the source of this 1247-nucleotide messenger RNA. RefSeq names its product putative mitochondrial phosphate carrier protein. The transcript is spliced from 6 exons. Lineage: Eukaryota; Fungi; Ascomycota; Eurotiomycetes; Eurotiales; Aspergillaceae. The record is from RefSeq and is a predicted model, not a curated record. Gene Ontology annotation, cellular component: mitochondrial inner membrane. Bases 67 to 1188 code for a protein of 373 amino acids. Gene Ontology annotation, molecular function: phosphate transmembrane transporter activity. Gene Ontology annotation, biological process: mitochondrial phosphate ion transmembrane transport.